GUUGAUACACACGAGAGAGGAAACACCACAACACGCCAUCGAGACUCACUAUCGCAACUGGAGGUUUAUGGGCAUUUGGAAUAUCCAUUACAACCCAUGUUAACACUCUCACAACAUCGAUUUUAACACCUGGAUCCCAUCUAACAAGGCGGAUAUUCGGUUUUUUUUAUAUCUCAGCAGGUGACUGAUAUGACCCAUACACCAAAGAAAACGAAAGGCAAUGAACUCACACAAGAACAUCUCUCUCCUCCGGAAGUCAAAUGGAGUGCAGAAGAACCAGAGGUCCUUGUGGUGACUGGACAAUGCAUAACAACACCUCAGUCACCUGAAAUGUUGCUUUAUACAACGUAUAAACAGAGGACUGACGAGUUUCGCAAGUUGUUUAAAGACGUGCCCGAGAAACUAAUUGCAGAUUACACCUGUGCUGUGCAGAAGGAUAUCCUGUUACAAGGACGCCUCUACCUCACAGAAAACUGGUUAUGCUUCUACAGUAUGGUUUUUCGUGGAACAAAAAUCACAUUGAAUAUGAAGGAUAUCACCUCAAUGUCAAGAGAAAAGACAGCAAAAUGGAUACCAAAUGCCAUUCAGAUCACUACAAAUUCAGAGAAACUGUUUUUCAGCUCUUUCUCGGCAAGGGAAAAAAGUUUCCUGUGGAUAUUUCGACUUUGGCAGAAUAUUUUACUGGAGAAGAAACUGAGCAAAUCUGAGCUGUUGCACAUGGUCAAACAGCAUUAUGGCAAUGACUUGGGGUUGAGUUAUGAUGACAUGGAAAGAUUCCAAACAGCAGCAGAAAGUGUCACGUCUACCCAGCCCAGUUUGAACAUGCGCGGAGAGGAUAACAACGGGAGGCCGGAAAGGCCCACUUCGCUUCGUCUUCCCCUGGGAGAGCUGAGUCCUUAUGAGGCAUCUACACCACAGGGAGAUAAUACUCAGUCUCCGAUUGGACUUCAAAACACGCUGUCUGUAAAUGGGGACGACACACUCAGUCCCCCGUCCCGUCAACGCAGUCCAAAUCUGUCAUUGAACCGUUCUGGGUCCGAUCGAGUUUCUAAACGUUCCUCUCUGUCUCUGGAUUUGAAUGCCAAUGAGGAUCAGCACUCAGAUAACAGCAGAUCUGAAAGCCUGGAAGAGGUGGAGGAACGUGAGACUCCGUCUCCAGUAUCUCAGGGAAGGCUAUUUGUGAACAAGGUCUUUCACAUCAGCGCAGAGAAAAUGUUCGAACUCCUCUUCACUGAUUCCAAUUUUGUUCGGAGGUUUAUGGACAUUAGGAAGAUCACGGGUAUGACCUCUACCUCAUGGCAAAAGGAUUCCUCUGACUGUAUGAAAAGGACUUUAAACUACACCAUCACCAUUAAUAAUCCCCUUGUGGGCAAAUUCUCCACUGCCACAGAGUACCAGACACUAUAUAAAGAAUCAAGGGAAGGUCAAUACUACAUGGUGGGUGCUGAGGUCUACACUCACGAUGUUCCAUAUCAUGAUUACUUUUACACGCAGAAUCGCUUCUGCAUCAUCAGUAACUCCAAACACAAGUGCAGACUCAGGAUUUACACUGACGUGAUAUACAAGAAGCAGCCCUGGGGUCUUGUGAAGUCCUUUAUUUCUAAAAACUCAUGGAGUGGGAUAGAAGACUACUUCAAACAUCUUGAAGCGGAGCUUCUUGAGGAAGAGGCAGAGCUGAUUCAAGGAAGUGGAGAUGCUGGGAAGACGGGUGCUUUGCGUCGAAGGCGAAGGACCUACAGUCGCUCCCUACAGGAAAUGAAACCGGGCAAGCAGUACAGCACAGACUCGGAACAGCAGAGAGGGGGCACCAUGGGUGCAGUGGAUAUGAAGAAUGCACAAAGAUGGAACAUCACAACUAUUGUCAUUGGGAUGAGUUUAAUUCUUUUUGUUCUGACGGCUCUAAACUUGGGGCUGUUCUUUAAACUUUGGGCCAUGGAGGAUGUUGCCCACCGUAUGUAUCUGAGCACCAAACACAGAAUGAGGGAGAGAGCAGAAUCCAGUUUGGAGUCUGACCUUGGGACAAGACAAGGUAUGCCACACAGAGGUCGAGAGGAAGUUCGCUUAUUGAGGACAGUGCUGCAAGAUUCCAUUAACCUUCUUGAACAGCUACGUAGUUCUCUUGUGAUGCUUCAACAGAACUUCCAGGUCUACAACAGAACUUCCUCUCAGCUUUAAAUGGCAUUUGGCAUGAUGACCUGGGAACACAAGGGUGUUCCUCCCCUGAGACCUGCCCUCCCUGUGGAGUGUUGUCAUAGAGACUGUGCCCAAGAGCAGACACGUAACCAUGUUCUAUGUCUCUUUGCGCUUUAAUGUUGUUGGUUGGAUGUUUUUUUUUUCAAAGCUGGGAGGGGAUCUUCACGCUGGCACACUGAAAGUUUUCUCCAGGAUUUGUUCACUUUACCCUGGUGGCCUUAAAAGUGAGGGAGAAAAGCUAUUCUGUGACUUUAUAUUGAACUGUAACGGCAAAACAGCAGACUAAAACAAACUCUGAGGAUCAUAUUCUGUUUUUUAAUUCUAAUUUGUAGAAUUGAGGAUUUUAUUGUGUAACGUGGGUUUUUAUGGAGAAUGUCAAAAAAGUAAGAAUGGGUUUGAAUGAUGUGUAGUGAGAUUUCAACAAGAAAUUGUUUAAACUGCUUUCAUACCACUUAUGGUUCUUUUCAGGGACUGGAUUUUCACUGUGGAUAAAGUUUAUUUAUGGUGCGACCAUGUUAAUUCUGCACAGUGGGCACAGGGAAAUUGUGUUAAUUUAUUGUAAGCGAAUGUAUAUUCCAGCACAGAUAUGUUGUAUAUAUUAUUUCAUAUUGAUUUAAGUUUUUCUUCUGAAAUGUUUAAUGCAUUUUCCUGAUACUAUUUAUAAAUAAAAUCCUUUGUUAUAA
Molecule: messenger RNA, 2876 nt
Organism: Triplophysa dalaica
Lineage: Eukaryota; Metazoa; Chordata; Actinopteri; Cypriniformes; Nemacheilidae
Gene: gramd1c
Product: GRAM domain containing 1c
Exons: 18
Coding region: 190-2175 (661 amino acids)
Biological process (GO): intracellular sterol transport
Cellular component (GO): endoplasmic reticulum-plasma membrane contact site; endoplasmic reticulum membrane; plasma membrane
Molecular function (GO): sterol transfer activity; sterol binding
Source: RefSeq, a predicted model, not a curated record